AUGGGCAUUGACCUGACCGGGGGUAUCCCAAGGCACUCUGUCCCAAGUAUUGACAGCCAGGAAGGACAGUCCCAUCAGAGUCCUCAGCUCCUCAAGGCCAUAAUUCCAGGGGUGGCAAUGGUGGUGGGGCUGUGUGUGUUUCGAAGGACAGGGGGUGCUCCUGUAACAGCGAUGCCCUUCCCAUCACUGCCUCCAGCAAGCCGCUCGCUGCAGCACUCAGCUCACAUCAUCUCCUCCAUCAGAUCUGAGCUGGUGAAGGGAGGGAGCCAGCAGAUGGCAGAAGAGGGCUUAGCUUCUUCAGGCUGCAGCACUUCAACCUCCAAUCAGAGCAGGGGAGUGCUGCUUGGCAGUCUUGGAGGUAGAAAUAUGACUGAAGCCUUAUUCCUCCAUCAAGAAGAACCAGGGUUUUGCCACAAAAUGCCACCUGCAGAGAGGGACUGGAAAGCCUUUGUUAGAGCACCAAACUCAAAGGAGAAGGAAAAUGAUCUAACUUGGCAGCAGUCAUCCUCAAAUGUUGGUGUUGAUAGUGACAGAGAUAGAAAUGCCAUGACUAUUACUCCUGAUGCUACUCUGUCUUCAAUAUGUUUCCCUGGCGGCCACGUGGUCAGGCUGCACCCGGUCAUUUUGGUCUCCAUUGUGGACAGCUACGAGCUACGGAAUGAGGGUGCGGCCCGAGUUAUCGGGACCCUGCUGGGAACUGUCGACAAACACUCGGUAGAAGUCACCAAUUGCUUUUCAGUGCCACACAAUGAGUCUGAAGAUGAGGUGGCUGUUGACAUGGAAUUUGCUAAGAACAUGGAUGAAUUGCACAAGAAAGUCUCUCCAAAUGAGCUCAUCCUGGGCUGGUACGCUACAGGCCAUGACAUCACAGAGCACUCUGUGCUGAUCCACGAAUACUACAGCCGGGAGGCUCCCAAUCCCAUUCACCUCACCGUGGACACAAGCCUCCAGAAUGGCCGCAUGAGCAUCAAGGCCUAUGUCAGCACUUUGAUGGGUGUUCCUGGGAGGACCAUGGGGGUGAUGUUCACACCUCUGACAGUGAAAUAUGCAUAUUAUGACACCGAACGCAUUGGAGUUGACCUGAUCAUGAAGACCUGUUUUAGUCCCAACCGGGUGAUUGGACUCUCGAGUGACCUACAGCAAGUAGGAGGAGCAUCAGCUCGCAUCCAGGACGCCUUAAGCACAGUGUUGCAAUAUGCAGAGGAUGUACUGUCUGGAAAGGUGUCAGCUGACAAUACUGUGGGCCGCUUCUUGAUGAGUCUGGUUAACCAAGUACCCAAAAUAGUUCCUGAUGACUUUGAGACCAUGCUCAACAGCAACAUCAAUGACCUGCUGAUGGUGACCUACCUGGCCAAUCUCACGCAGUCACAGAUUGCUCUCAAUGAGAAACUUGUAAACCUGUGAAUUGGCCCCAAGCAGCAUUCCAGCCACUCUGGACCCCAGCCCUAGGACUCAUAAUGGAGUGAAGGAGAAAUGGUAUCUUUGUGGUCUUGAGGCACACUGAGUCAGUCAACUAAUUGUGACUAAAUAAAUGUAGCCUAUCUUUUGUAAACAAA
Messenger RNA from Choloepus didactylus (southern two-toed sloth), 1556 nucleotides. Its product is annotated as eukaryotic translation initiation factor 3 subunit F-like. Gene Ontology annotation, biological process: translational initiation. NCBI's taxonomy places the organism in Eukaryota, Metazoa, Chordata, Mammalia, Pilosa, Megalonychidae. The transcript is spliced from 5 exons. Gene Ontology annotation, cellular component: eukaryotic translation initiation factor 3 complex, eIF3m. The coding region runs from base 1 to 1404 and encodes 467 amino acids. Gene Ontology annotation, molecular function: translation initiation factor binding; metallopeptidase activity; translation initiation factor activity. The record is from RefSeq and is a predicted model, not a curated record.